Glossina fuscipes is the source of this 1193-nucleotide messenger RNA. Its product is annotated as tRNA pseudouridine synthase-like 1. The transcript has 4 exons. Gene Ontology annotation, biological process: tRNA pseudouridine synthesis. Lineage: Eukaryota; Metazoa; Arthropoda; Insecta; Diptera; Glossinidae. Bases 140 to 1171 code for a protein of 343 amino acids. Gene Ontology annotation, molecular function: pseudouridine synthase activity; RNA binding. The record is from RefSeq and is a predicted model, not a curated record.
UUUUACAUCUUAAGCCAUGUGUUCUUGUUAACAUUACGUCAAUUUUUUAAUUUUUUUCUUAAGAAAUAGUGUGGUGAAACGACGUCUCUUUGGGACUUUUUAAUAUAAAAAUAGGAAUCACACGUUAUUUAUUUAUAUUAUGUUAAUACGUAUUGUAGAGGUGCCGUUAAAACAGCUGUUUACAUCGUCUUUUAUAACGUGUUACUUCAAAAUCAUGUAUCGUUAUUUAAUUGAAUUAUCCUAUAUGGGAACAAGAUUUCGGGGUAUGCAAAGAAACAUAAUUAAAUCGGGUAAAUUGAGUAUAGAUACCACAACAGUACAAGGAUGUCUAGAGUUGGCGUUGCGAGUAUUCCGCCCGGUAAAUGAAAUAAACACUAUACUUUCAAGUCGUACUGACUCUGGUGUUCACGCUUUGCAUACCGCAAUACAUGUAGAUCUUCAACGUUGCGAUAAUACGCCUUAUGAUGUUCAAGCGAUAACAGGUGUGUUAAAUCGCACUCUAAACAAACAGAGUUUGCCUAUACGGAUUCUAAAUACACGCAUUGUACCGGAAACCUUCCAUUGUCGUUAUAAUGCUUUAGGACGUACGUAUUUAUACCGCAUCGCAGUAGCGAAAUCAAAUCUUGUAACUCCAAAUGGUUCAAGAAAUAAGAAUUUUGAAGUUUAUUUACCCGUUGAGGAGUUAGAUCGUUGCUUUUUUAUACAGGAUCCCAACUUUGAUGUGCAACGUUUUAUAGAAGCCUCACGCUUAUUAGUUGGCCGUCACGAUUUUCGCACAUUUAUGAGUACCGUUCGGGACAAAAAUGCCCGCGCUUCACAUCCCAUGUUCACUGUGCGUGAUAUCGAUGAAAUUAAUAUAAAACCUGGAAAAACUGUAGCUGUUGGUAGUAAUGCUGAAUUAGCAGAAAGUCUUUACAAUUACUGGGAUAUCGAAAUUAAAGCGAAAUCAUUUCUGUAUAAACAAGUACGACGCAUGGUCGGCUGUUUGGUGGCAGUGGCUACCAACCGCAUUAAUGAAAAAUCUCUUUACGAAAUGGUGACCAUACCUUCCAAGAAUAAUUGGGAUCAUCGAGUUUUAUUAUCACCAGCAUUUGGUUUAUAUUUAAGUCGUGUUCACUAUAACGUCAAAGAUAUGGAAUUUCUUGCUAACGACCCUGAAACAUCAACAUGAGUCUCCUGCAACAAUUACAAUU